Messenger RNA from Cryptococcus wingfieldii CBS 7118, 894 nucleotides. Its product is annotated as 50S small subunit ribosomal protein L7. The transcript has a single exon. Gene Ontology annotation, molecular function: RNA binding; structural constituent of ribosome. Gene Ontology annotation, cellular component: cytosolic large ribosomal subunit; ribosome. Lineage: Eukaryota; Fungi; Basidiomycota; Tremellomycetes; Tremellales; Cryptococcaceae. The record is from RefSeq and is a predicted model, not a curated record. Gene Ontology annotation, biological process: translation. The coding region runs from base 1 to 894 and encodes 297 amino acids.
AUGGCCUCCCCUUCUCUGCGGCCCCUUCUCAGGCGAGCCCCCGCCAUCCCCUCCCUCGCCCGCGCCGCCUCAUCCCAGCCCCCAAAAGCCAAACCGGCCCCCAACGACGAAUGGACCCUUCCCCUCAUCCACCUCGGCCCUACCCACCCCUCUCGCUAUGGCCAGCACUACAACAAAACCCUCUCCUCCGACCUCAUGUACAUGACCUACUCCCACAGACUCUCCCAGAAACCUGAAGCGCCCCCUGCCAUCGAGAGACCCCCCACACCGUACGAGGCCAACCGGCCCAAACCCCCGAUCAUGAGGGGUAACCGUGCCGUCCGCACAAAGACGACAGAGGUCGGACCAGAGACUGUCCCGAAAGUAGAAUCCAUCAUUAUCCAUACAAUGGUCAAGGAGGCUGUUGGGAACAAGAACACCCUCUUGUCCGCCGUCGCUGCCCUCAGAGCCAUCUCUGGUGAAACAGCAAACGGCGGUGGGCGGAAAGGCUCCUCUGGCGUGCAGGUCAUUGCCGCAAAAAAGUCUGCCGCCGCUUGGAAGCUCCGUUCGGGCAUGCCAGUCGCUGUCAAGGUCGAGCUCAAGGGCGAGGCCAUGUACGAUUUCCUCCAAUCCCUCGUCGACUUUGUCCUCCCCCGCCUGCGAGACUUUUCUGGAGUCCCUCUCCCUCCCGCCUCUACCCCUAAAAACUCGCCGGCAAGUCUGGCAGGGGUGGUCAGCUUUGGUUUCGGACACACCGCCAUGAGCUUUUUCCCCCAAAUCGAGGCCAACACCGAUGCCUACCCCAGGCUGCAUGGUUUCCACGUCUUUUUCAAGACCAACCUGACGGGAGACAAUGCGCAUGAGAAUGCGAGGGCGUUGGUCAGCGGUUUCAGAAUACCAUUCCACAGGAGAUAG